Messenger RNA from Triticum aestivum (bread wheat), 1725 nucleotides. RefSeq names its product protein RMD5 homolog. Gene Ontology annotation, biological process: proteasome-mediated ubiquitin-dependent protein catabolic process. Lineage: Eukaryota; Viridiplantae; Streptophyta; Magnoliopsida; Poales; Poaceae. Gene Ontology annotation, cellular component: nucleus; cytoplasm; GID complex. The record is from RefSeq and is a predicted model, not a curated record. Gene Ontology annotation, molecular function: ubiquitin protein ligase activity. The transcript has 3 exons. Bases 229 to 1389 code for a protein of 386 amino acids.
GCCCAUUAAAUAGAUCCAGCCGCCAAAGUGGGUCUAGGGUUCGUCGUUUCGCCUAGAUUGCUUGCCGGAACAGGACCCCUCCAAAACCGCCACAGGUCUUCUCUCGCUCUCGCGUUCAGGUCCUCUCGAUUUCGCCCCGUCCUUCUCCUCUGAUCCGAAGGCGAAUUGCGUUUGCUUGUGAAGAACAAAGAGAGGUGCUGAAGCUGGGGCAUGCUCUAAUAGUCGGAGAUGGAAGUAGAUACACUGAAGAAUGAAUUCGAUCGUGUUGUUAAAAAGCAGAAACUUGCAUCCUCGAGAACUAUAGAUUUGAUAAACCAAAUCGAGAAAGAAAUUGAGCAGGCUAUCGGUGCUAUCCAAGAAAAUGGCACAGAUAGGGAUGCUGCAUCAAAUCUGAACCAUGAAAUUCUUACUAAUCUGAAGAAUACACUGAAAGAGUUGGUUCCAGUGAAGCAACUUGAGAGCUGCCAGAAAGAAAUGAACACUGCACUUGGCAAGUGGGUCAAGACCACCGAGAAAUUCUUCAUCAAUGAUAUUUCAAAAGCUUACAAGAAUGUCGACAUGGAACCGCAUGUACUUAAUGAGAUUAUUGCAAACCAUCUAUACCAGGAGGCAUUAUUUGACAUAGGUGACAACUUUCUUGGAGAGGCCAGUUGCUUAGCAUCUAUAAAACUGAAACAACUGUUUCAGGAGAUGUAUGAGAUUUGUGGUGCGCUGCGGACUGAGAAAUUUGAGCCAGCUCUGAGUUGGGCAAUGAAAAAUCAUGAUGCACUACUGCAAAACGAUUCCUGUCUCGAGCUUAAGCUUCACCAGUUGCAGUUUGUUGAGAUACUCAAGCAAGGAAAAAGAGAUGAGGCUCUUCAGUAUGCUAGGGCAUACCUGGCGCCAUUUGCUACCACACACAAGGAUGUAAUCCAGAAGCUGAUAGCCUCCAUAUUAUGGGCCGGGCGCCUUGACCAGUCACCAUAUACAGAGUUCUUAGUACCAACUAACUGGGAGAAGCUAGCUGAGGAGUUCGCUCAACAGUUCUGCGAUCUGAAGGGUCAAUCCUCCACAGGUCCUAUGGGCAUGACAGUUGCAGCUGGAGCUGAAGUGUUGCCAAUUCUUCUUAAACUGAUGACGGUACUAACUGCAAAAAGGGAGUGGCAGUCUAUGAAGGAAUUUCCUUUCCCAUUGGACCUCCGCAGGGAAUUUCAGUUCCACUCAGUGUUCAUCUGUCCUGUGCUUCGUGAGCAAGGUAGUGAUGAUAAUCCUCCAAUGCUUCUUCCAUGUGGGCAUGUCUUGUCGAAGCAGUCGACCGCAAAAUUAUCAAAGAGCAGCUCCCGGUCUUUCAAAUGCCCAUAUUGCCCGUUUGAAGCAUUGGCAUCUGAGUGUAAGCGGCUUUAUAUCUGAGGAGCUCCCGGUCUUUCAAAUGCCCAUAUUGCCCGUUCGAAGCAUUGGCAUCUGAGUGUAAGCGGCUUUAUAUCUGAGGAUUUGUUACUCUAUGAUUAGCCAUUUGUGUGCACCAGCCUUUGCUAUCUCUUUUCCUGUCAACGAUGCUACGUUCUUUUAUCACCUCCCUGAUAAUGUCAAAUCUUCGUUGACACUUGCAAAGGUAAUACGUUAUACUCAGGGUGCUCAACUCUGCUCAUGUCUUGUAUAUAGAGUAUGAAAGAGAUGUAAUAAGAACACAUUGGAUGAUUUAUUCUCUUGAUAGGGCCAUGGGGUGAUUUUACUGCGUUUGAUUGA